CAAUUCCAGAGACACACAGGGACCUCAGAACAAAGAUAAGGCAUCGCUGACACUACACCGGGACGAGCUCACAGGAAAGUCAGGCCAGGGGGGACCAAAGCCAGGCAGCCAGGAGCACCCGAGGCAGGAAAAUGAGGUGGCUCCUUCUCUAUCAUGCUCUGUGCUUCUCCUUGUUGAAGGCUUCAGCCCACACUGUGAAGCUUAACGAUAUGUUUGGCCAGAUCCAGUCACCUGGCUAUCCAGACUCCUAUCCGAGUGACUCAGAGGUGACUUGGAAUAUCACUGUCCCAGAGGGAUUUCGGAUCAAGCUUUACUUCAUGCACUUCAACUUGGAAUCCUCCUACCUUUGCGAAUAUGACUAUGUGAAGGUAGAAACUGAAGACCAAGUGCUGGCAACUUUCUGUGGCAGGGAGACUACAGAUACAGAGCAGACCCCUGGCCAGGAAGUGGUCCUUUCCCCUGGCUCCUUCAUGUCCAUCACUUUCCGGUCAGAUUUUUCUAAUGAGGAGCGAUUCACAGGCUUUGAUGCCCACUACAUGGCUAUGGAUGUGGACGAGUGUGCAGAGCGGGAGGACGAGGAGCUGUCCUGCGACCACCACUGCCACAACUACAUCGGCGGCUUCUACUGCUCCUGCCGCUUCGGCUACAUCCUCCACACAGACAACAGGACCUGCCGAGUGGAGUGCAGUGACAACCUCUUUACCCAGAGGACCGGCGUGAUCACCAGCCCUGACUUCCCCAAUCCUUAUCCCAAGAGCUCUGAAUGCUUCUAUGUGAUUGCGCUGGAAGAGGGUUUCAUGAUCAGCCUGCAGUUUGAGGACAUUUUUGACAUUGAGGACCAUCCUGAGGUGCCUUGCCCCUAUGACUUCAUCAAGAUUAAAGCUGGCCCAAAUGUUUUGGGGCCCUUCUGUGGAGAGAGAGCCCCAGGACCCAUCAAUACCCAGAGCCACAGUGUCCAGAUCCUGUUCCGCAGUGACAACUCGGGAGAGAACCGGGGCUGGAGGCUCUCAUAUAGGGCGACAGGGAAUGAGUGUCCAGACCUACAGCCACCUGUCCAUGGAAAAAUUGAGCCCGUGCAAGCCAAGUAUUCUUUCAAAGACCAGGUGCUCAUCAGCUGUGACAUGGGCUACAAAGUGCUGAAGGAUAAUGUGGAGAUGGACACAUUCCAAAUCGAGUGCCUGAAGGAUGGGACAUGGAGUAACAAGAUUCCCACCUGUAAAAUUGCAGACUGUGGAGCCCCAGCAGAGCUGCAACAUGGGCUGGUCACCUUCUCCACCAGGAGCAACCUUACCACAUACAAAUCUGAGAUUAGAUACUCCUGCCAGCAGCCCUACUACAAGAUGCUCCACAAUAUCACAGGUAUAUACUCCUGUUCUGCCCAAGGAGUCUGGAUGAAUGAAGUCCUAGGGAGAAGUCAGCCCACCUGCCUGCCAGUGUGUGGGCUCCCCAGGGUCGCCCGGAAGCUGAUGGCCAGGAUCUUCAAUGGACGCCCAGCCCAGAGGGGCACCACCCCCUGGAUAGCCAUGCUGUCAUACCCGAAUGGACAACCCUUCUGUGGGGGCUCCCUUCUAGGAUCCAACUGGAUUGUGACCGCGGCUCACUGCCUCUACCGGCCUCUCAAUCCUGAGGACCCCACUGUAUACAACUCAUACCUGCUCAGCCCUUCUGACUUCAAAGUCAUCGUGGGCAAGCACUGGAGGCUCCGUUCAGAUGGGAAUGAGCAGCAUCUGAGAGUCAAACAUGUUUUUCUCCAUCCCCUGUACCACCCCACAACUUUUGAGAAUGACGUGGCUCUGGUGGAGCUGUCGGAGGGCCCGGUGCUGAACGACUUUGUGAUGCCCAUCUGUCUGCCCCACCGGCCCCCACAGGAAGGGGCCAUGGUCAUCGUCAGUGGCUGGGGGAAGCAGUUCUUGCAGAGGUUCCCAGAGACCCUGAUGGAGAUCGAAAUCCCAAUCAUUGACCACCGCACCUGCCAGGAAGCCUAUGCCCCGGUGAAGAAUAAAGUGACCAGGGACAUGAUCUGUGCUGGGGAGAAAGAAGGCGGGAAGGAUGCCUGUGCAGGUGACUCUGGAGGCCCCAUGGUGACCCUAGAUACUGAGAAAGGCCAGUGGUACCUGGUGGGCACGGUGUCCUGGGGCGACGACUGUGAGAAGAAGGACCGCUAUGGAGUGUAUUCCUACAUCUACCACAACAAGAACUGGAUCCAGAGGGUCACUGGGAUGCAGAACUGAAUUCCAUUACUCAGCCCCCUUACCACCCAUCUGUGGUCAGUUAGUAGCAGAGGAUAAUUAUCUGGUGCAAGACGCCCCUUGCCCUUCACCCAGCUCGUCAGCCCACCCAUACAUUCAGACCAAUAAAGGGGGCAUCUCAGCCCCCUUUUCAUUCAUUUUAAAGGAUAGUAGUUGAGUGAUCAGAGCACAAGGUCAUACCCAGGCCCUAUCAUUCUCUGGCUUUGCAGCCCUGGGCUUUCCCAACCUCACCUCUUUGAACCUCAGUCUCUUCAGCCAUAUUAUAGAAAUAGCACACCUGAUCUACCUCAAAGAAGUCUGAUGAGGAUUAAAUUAAUUAAUUUACACAAGAACUUAGCACAGUGCAGGCAUAAACUAAGUGCUCCAUAAAUGUGACUUAGCAGAAGAUCAGUGUGUCUCCCAGGCAGCUGAAGUUCUCUUACAAAUCCUGGCUUGUGGUCUCAGGGCUGAUCAGUGUGCACCCUUACCCUGAGCCUUGACCAUCUCCUUCAUCUGCCUCCAAAUGUUCUAUGCUUCUCUGCUACCAUGCAUCCCUCCCAAACCCAAUUCUCGCUCCCUAUAAAAAAGUAAAAAAGACAAGGUUUUUAGUCCUAUAGCAUGUCCCAUGGCAAUGCACUUAUGAACAUGAACUAGACACCAAAUUAUGAGAGCGUUGAAAGAAGCAGGGCAGGGAGGGAUCCUCAGACACCAGGUUCUAGAACCAGCUGCACCCCCAGCUCCCUGUGUGACUCUGUAUGCAAGCCCAUUCCUCUCACCCAAAGGACCCUCCCAAACUGACAAUCUAGGAUGCUACAGAGCCAUUUUUCCCUCCCAGGUUCUGACAAUCUAGGAGGCAACAAAUCCAUUUUUCCUUGAUGAGAUGCAUUAAAGCCAAAGUGACCAAAAGGCAAAAGGUUCCAAAGAGCUUUGACGUGAAUCAGAUACCACUGUCGCAGCACAUAUCCCUUGUCCACCAUAUCCUGGUUCCUGAGGUUGUAGGCCCGGCAAAGCACUCGCCAAGGAAAUUUGCCUUAUUCCUAAACAGCAUCUACUCUAGACGCCCGCCUCCUUCCCUUCAUAGGGGCCUGAGCUGCAUAAGGUCAGCCCUGGUAAGCUAGACCCAGGCCCCCUGCACUCUCCCUCCCAAUGUCCACAGCUGACCCCAAGCAGCCAUUCCUCUGUUCCUCACCCCUGUUCCUCACCCUGAUCACCCCAGCCCUACAAGGUCAUUAGUAUUUCCCAAGCAAAACGCCUUUCCCCUACAAGAGCUACCUCCUCUCUCAGGAAGUUUCCAGAGACCUCCCCUCCAGAGCUCUGAGAUUUAAGCCCUCAGGGGAUCAGAAGCCCCAUGACCCUGUUCUCUGUUCUAUCAAAAUUUGUCUUCAUAGGAGAUUUCAGUUCUCAACCUGCCUUGCAGCUGUUGGAGUCAUUUAGGGUCUCUUGCUGAAAGAAGAUACAGAGGAAUGAGAACUUAAUGGACACUAAGCCCUAGGCUGAACGCUCAGGGGCAGCAGUUCACAGCCUGCCUCUGGUUCUAUGAGCAAGUCGUUCUACCUCUCUGUGCUCUGCUGUCUUCUCCGGAAAGGGAAGAUGGCAAUGGUACCCAACUCCAUGAUUCAUCAAGCAAGCUGGAGCUCUGCUUCAGACACCAAAGAACUGCAAUACUAAGUUUUAGGAUUGCUCUAAAGCAUUCCAAAACACCAUACCUCCCCAUUUCAUGGCACAGCCUAGACAGCCCUCUGCCAGUGCUGACUGCUCUGGAGAUUACAGAGAUGAGGGGAACAUGACUCAUACCUCCCAGAGCUCCUCCAGGAAGAGCUGACACAUGCACAAAUGACUACCAUGAACAGAAUGGAUCCCACCAAGUGCUAUGUUGUGGAGCAGCACGGAGGCAGAAGAAUGGCCAUUCCAGUAUGGAGGCACUGGAGAGGGAAAAUCAGGAAGGCAAUCCAGAGGAGAUGGUGUUGGAGCUGUUCAAACCUUUGGGAGGGUGGGCAUUUCCAUAGGCAUGAUGGAGGAGGCCCUCCAGGUGGAAGGAGAACAUGAGUCCCCUCAGGCUUUCCUCCAAUUGCACUAGCUUCUCUCACACAAAUGACAGUCUAGUAGGCCAGCAUUCUGAUUCUGGAAUCAGAACCAACAUCUAAGAGUCUUUCUCUUUCCUUAAAGUCGGACAACAGUGGGACUUGAAACAGGCUCAGGAUUUGUGUACAAACACUGACCUCUGGCUAUACCCAGUUUACCGAGUUUAUUACCCCCGUUGCACAUGCAUCCUUAUUCUGAGGAACUAAAUGUGCUAAAUGUGUCUAAAUGUGCUGUGGAACUUCAGCUCACUCUUAAUCUACAGCAGUUAUUACAUGUCAGGUCCUGCAUGGCUGCUAAGGUCCCAGAAACCCAAAUCUCUCACACAGUCAUGGAAGCAGAGGGUUGGAGUAUCUGUUAGGACCACCUUAUCUAACUCCACAACCACGUUCUUGAGCAUUUCAAGAGACAGGAAACAUUUCCUCCAAAUGUAGCCCAUUCCAGCUUCAAAAGGUGCUGCCUCUUAGAAGGAUCUCUCUUCUAUGCAACCAAAUUCCACCUCCCUAGAAUAUGGUUCCUAUAUAAAAAGCUAUAAUUUGAUACCAUGGAUGUUGUUAUCAAUAGCGAUCAUGCCAUUUUUAUCAUCAACAGAAGUGGUUGUUCCCAUGGGUAACUACACAUUGGUCCCAAUAAACAUCUGCUUUGAGUCAAA
Manis pentadactyla (Chinese pangolin) is the source of this 4959-nucleotide messenger RNA. RefSeq names its product MBL associated serine protease 1 (gene MASP1). The transcript has 16 exons. Gene Ontology annotation, biological process: complement activation; zymogen activation. The record is from RefSeq and is a predicted model, not a curated record. Gene Ontology annotation, cellular component: extracellular region; blood microparticle. Gene Ontology annotation, molecular function: calcium ion binding; serine-type endopeptidase activity. Lineage: Eukaryota; Metazoa; Chordata; Mammalia; Pholidota; Manidae. Bases 132 to 2231 code for a protein of 699 amino acids.